CCUUGGUUUGACAUUUUUGUCAGAGAAACUUGCUAUUCGAAAAUCGAUUAAGAAAAUGUAGGUAAAUUCAUCUUUUUAAAUGAGAAAAAAUGACGAAGAAGAGGUCGAAAAUGCGGAGGUGGGUGACAAGGGAGACAAGAUAAAAGAACUAGAUGAAAUCACUUCCAUGUGUAAUCAUGCAAUUUUAGAACGAAUUGAUAAAAUUUCCGCUGAAGACCAUGGAACUCAGCCAUCUACUUCUGGUACGGUUGACUCCAUUCCAACGAGCAAUACCUCGGAAGAAAUCGCAUUCAUUUCAUCUGCAAUCCUGACCCCAAAGUCCACAUCAAGAUGUGAAAUAUAUAAAGUACUACACUCUGUAACACAAACAGACAACGAGCUACCGGAAAUUCCAAGUUCAACACCACCACCUACGUACUACCGAACACCCCCAACAUAUUCUGCAGUGAUGAGGAUGGGUCCUAGAGACCACAAGAAAAUCCUAGAUAUGGACUCUUCCAAAAUAUUCGCCAGAGUACCGCCGCCAUCUUAUGCGGAAGUUGAAGGAAUCUGGUCCGACUUACCAAGGCAAAAUUCGUCGGAAGAAGUGCUAUUUGGACCGGAUCCUGUAUAUAUGGUGUGUCCACAUUGUUCAGCAAUCGUCGUCACAGAAACGUAUACACAAAGAUCAACUGCAACACAUCUUACAGCUCUUGUCCUUUGUCUUUUUGGAUGUUGGCCGUGCUGUCUACUGCCAUAUUUCAUGGACUCCUGCAAGAACACUUAUCAUCACUGUCCAGUCUGCAAUUAUUUUUUUGGAUCGUAUCACCCUUGGUAGAAAUAAAUUACUACAAAAUUA
Harmonia axyridis is the source of this 838-nucleotide messenger RNA. RefSeq names its product lipopolysaccharide-induced tumor necrosis factor-alpha factor homolog. The transcript is spliced from 2 exons. NCBI's taxonomy places the organism in Eukaryota, Metazoa, Arthropoda, Insecta, Coleoptera, Coccinellidae. Bases 80 to 817 code for a protein of 245 amino acids. Gene Ontology annotation, molecular function: zinc ion binding. The record is from RefSeq and is a predicted model, not a curated record.